AACUUGCGUGCACAAUAUUGCUCUGUCUAUACCAAAAUCUGUUUUUAAAGCGUAAGCACUCGCGCUAGGGUGUGCGGCUAUGUAGAAUACAACCAGCUCCGCCCCUCCGGUCGCUAAGUUUUGAGGAAAGAUGAGACGGGGUCUACUUUCAUAGUGCGCAGGCUUUAAUCGUUCUUCAUUUGUUUAUUUCUUCGUUCGCUUUUCAUAUUCGACGAGUCAGCAAGCACAAAUGCAAGGUGCUUUAGGAGAAACCAUGCAAGGCCAGUUCAGAAUGUUCAAUUCCGAGGGGAUUUAUUUGCGCACUCGUGAGCACGUUUGAGGCCAAGCCGCAGUCGAGACAAGCCGAACUUUCCAUAUGCAGGCGUCCUCGUGGUGUCGCAGCGCCCUCAAAAAAAAAAAAAAAAAAUGCGUGGACGGUUGUUGCCACAUGUCCUUCUAGUUGGAGAGAGAGAGAGGCAGACUUUGUUUUCGGGAGAGUCGUAGAGGUCAGCGCCAGCUGGUGGGCUCUAGUCCGCUACUCUGCACGGGGGAGAGGGAAUUCAUGAAACAAAAGUGCAGGGAUGAACCUCUGCGUCCAAAAUAAUGGACGCAGCGACGCUGAGGGUAACUGUGCCUAUGUUUUGCCCAUCUUUUAGAACACUCUAUUGCUAUUAUUAAAACUAGUCGCAGUAGCAAUAGUACCAACUACCAAUACUACUACUACUACUUCUACUACUACUACUUCAGUAAAGAGCUUUAUACUAACGCUGCGCGUCCACUCCCGUACUUUGCAAUAAUUCAAGCAACACUCUUGUCUUCCGCCCGCCAGAUUUAGUGCAGUCUGGGUAGUAAGUAGUGUAAGAAACGCUAUUAAACGCUGACCACUUGGCACCAGAGAAAUCGUAAGCGCAGAACGAAACAAAACAAAGCACAGGGAUGUUGCGACGCGCGUGCUUGUGAAGAAGACGAAGGAGAAAGGGCCCGCGGUACAGGCGCUUGAGAUUGCACGUGUCGAGGAAUAAGCAGAAGAAGAGUACCCGCGGCUGCAGGCCAUCAUGACGUCGCCCCCCAGGCAGCAGUGGAAGAGCCCGAACGAAUUCCUGUUCGGCUCCGUCGGCAUGUGCGUCGGCCUGUCCAACUUGCUCAGGUUCCCGUACGUCGUGUACCACAACGGAGGCUUGGUCUUCAUCAUGGUGUACCUGCUCCUAAUGGUCGUCGUCGCGUUUCCCAUGGUGCACCUCGAAGUCUUCCUGGGCCAAUUCAGCAGCCUCGCUGUACCGAGUGCCUUCGGCGGAUUCCCCAUGGCCAAAGGUAUCGGCUGGACCAUGCUGUACGUCAACCUGGCCUCGUGCUUGAACUACAUAGCGAGCAUCGCCCACGGCGCUUUCUACCUUUUCCAUUCUUUCUCGUCAACGCUUCCAUGGACCACCUGCAAGAACAACUGGAGCGACGCCAACUGCUUUGAAAAGGAUUACAGGAACGUGCCUUGCUUCCGCGUCAACGUCACCUUGGCGCGCAAGUACUCCUCGCACAACUACACCGACAAGGACGCCCUGAUGAUCCACUCGGGCUCGGCUGGCGGGGGCACCGUAAUGGUUCCCGGCGCCGAGUACGACGCCGUACACAGCACGUGCGUCAACGGCACGCAGACCUCCACCGAGCAGUUCCUGCUGAAGAAAGUAUUGCGCCUCAGCUCCGGCAUCGAAGAGAUCGGCGACCUGCACCAGGACAUGCUGCUGCUGAUCAGCCUGUGCUGGCUUGCGGAGUUUCUCAGCAUCGUCAAAGGCAUUCGAAGCUACGCAAAGGUGGCGAUGGGCAUGACGUGGAUGUCGUUCGCCCUGCUGUUCACACUGCUCCUCUCGAGCGUGGUGCAGCGCGGCUCCAUGCGAGGAAUGGGCGCCUACUUGUACCCGGACUGGCCCAAGCUCGUAGACAUCGUGACGUGGCGGGCUGCUUCGCAGCAGCUUCUCUUCAGCUUGGGACUGUCUCUGGGCGUGCUCACCGGCCACGGCAGCUACAAGCCCUUCGAGUGGCCGCUCUCACUGAACAUCGCGCAGCUGAUCGGGGCCGACUUCUGCUUCAGCUUCUUCGCCGGCUGCAUGGUGUUCGCGCUGCACGGACACGCCACCGUGCUGUACGGCCUGGACAUCGACGACCUGGUCACUUCGGAGUACCACUACGCCUUCGUCACGUACCCGGAGAGCGUCAAGCACUUCCGCCACCCGGAGCUGUGGUGCAUCGCCUUCUACCUUCUCAUCUGCGUGCUAUCCUUCGACGGCGUGGCGGCGUUCCUGGAGGUCGGAGUGUCGACCUUCAUGGACAUCUACCCGGGGCUCAGGCCACACCGACUGCGGUGCACCCUGGUCACAUGCAUCGUCAUGUUUAUUCUGUCCCUACCCGCGGCCACGGGCGGAGGCCUGUACGUUCUCCACCUGAUCGAUUCCGUCACCUACCUGGACCUGGUGCCGUGGAUCGCGUUGGCCGAAGUCCUUCUGCUAGUCAACGGAUACGACCAUCUGUCUCGGCUCGGUCAACGCCCAGGGGCAGCACCUGCUGGACUACUCUUACCCGGCCUGGACCGGCGUCAUCCAGCUGGCCAUCAUCCUCUGCUGCAUAGUGGCCGUCAUCACGCAGGUCAUGCGCACGUUUGCCGAGAACCGCAACGAUAUAUACGCAGCGAUGGAGCCCGAGGACGGUUACGGUCCCUCGAACCCAGAAACCUAUGCUCGCUACCAAGAGGCACUGCCGGGGCGCAACGCGCUCCGGUCGACAAUCACCGACGGCAGAGGGGGCAAGAAGAGCUUGCCGCGCGCGUCGCUGUCCGUCAACCAGAACGGCGGCAGCUGGGCGGCGAGCGCUCCCAGCGUAUCCCGCUGAGCCCCGGAUACCCCGGAUGCGCGGGCGCUUGGCCCUUCAAUGCGCCCGUGCCAACAUUUCUCACUAAGCCAUGCCAUAUUCGGCAGUCAUACGACUGCAGCUUGUAGAAAGGCCACCGCGUUGUCAAGCUGCGUCUGCGAUGCGCCUGAGGCAAAUAUAGAGCCUCGUUAAGCCUGCUUCAUGACCUUCGUUAUUGAUUCGAAAGCGUCAAAUGGCUCGUUGAGUGAGUGAGCUGGCGUCUGCCAUCUGUAGCAGCGGAUGAGCAGAAAAAACACGAAAGCGAUGAUUUCACGGAGACGGCUAGCGAAUCCCGUACGCGUGACGUAAUGCUGCCUCCUAGCUUGUUUCGUUAUUCUAUAUUUUCUACUAUGACGCUGAGUAUCGCGUUUUCAAAUGUAGAGUUUCGUAGAACAGCUCAACGGCGGCAGUGUACGGGCAAAAAAAACAAAUGUGCGACCUGUGAGGCGACAUCUUUCCGCGAAAUUCGUGAAAGUACAGAUUAGGACACAUUUUGUCAACGUAAACUGAGUUUCCCUAUGAAGAAGCGCGUAUGUCAUAUUUUACACUUAAAACUUCCCACGUACCUAACGUCCAU
This is a messenger RNA of Dermacentor andersoni, 3451 nucleotides long. RefSeq names its product sodium-dependent noradrenaline transporter-like. Gene Ontology annotation, cellular component: plasma membrane. Gene Ontology annotation, molecular function: amino acid:sodium symporter activity; glycine transmembrane transporter activity. NCBI's taxonomy places the organism in Eukaryota, Metazoa, Arthropoda, Arachnida, Ixodida, Ixodidae. Gene Ontology annotation, biological process: sodium ion transmembrane transport; nitrogen compound transport; amino acid import across plasma membrane. The record is from RefSeq and is a predicted model, not a curated record.